AUGCUUCCGCUCGCGUCCUCCCCGCCGACCCUCCACCGUCGCCCUCCUCCCCUCAGCCCUCUGCGCCGCUCCCGCUCCCCGACAGCCCUUCCGCCUCCUCUCGCGCGCCGCCGCACGCAACUCGCGUCUCUCGUCCCUUCCUCCAUCGCCGCCCUCUUCUCCGCCCUCUGCCGCGCCCGCAACUUCGGCGCCGUCUCCGACCUGCUGCACCUCCUCAUCGCCGCCGGCCGCGCCCCCGACCUCCCCCUCUACCACACGCUGAUCCGCGCGCUCUGCGACGCCGGGAUGGGCCAGGAGGGGCUCCGGAUAUUCGGCGAGAUCAAGGCCAGGGGAUACGCCCCCGACACCGUCGCCUACACCACCAUGAUCGACGGGCUGUGCAAGAUGGGCAGGAUGGCCGACGCGCGGACGCUCUGGGACGAGAUGCUCCGCAAGGGUCUCGCGCCGAACGAGUACACGUACAAUGCGCUCGCCGACGGAUGCUGCAAGGCCGGGGAUUUGGACGGUGCCCGGAAGGUGUACGACGAAAUGCUCGCGAGAGGGUACGGAGAGAGCACCGUCAGUUGCAACACUAUGAUCGCGGGGUUUUGCCUGCACGGAAGGAUGGGCGAAGCGACCAAGGCGUUCGAUCAAAUGGCCGAGAAGGGGAUUCCGCGUGACGUGAUAACCUACAACACAUUGAUCCAGGGAUUCUGCAGGGACGGAAGGACGAGCGAGGCUUCGAAGCUUUACCAGGAGUUGCUAUCGGUCGGUUUGGAGCCCAGUGUUUCCACUUACACGCCGUUGAUCCGAGCAAAGUGUGAGGAAGGAAACGUAGUCGAGGCGAUCGAUUUGAUGAGAACGAUGCAAGCGAAGGAUUUGGAGCCUUUGGUUUGUACGAACGAUUACAUCAUCGCUGGGUUUUGCAAGAUGGGAAAGGCUGAGGAGGGCAUGGCAUGGCUGGUCGGUAUGUUGGAUAAAAACCUGAAGCCACGAGCGGAAACCGUUAACUCUUUGGUGAAAUCCCUCAGUUUGCACGGUCGGACCGACGACGUGUUUCUGAUGCUAAGUGCUAUGUUCGAAAUUGGCUACAAUCUUACAACUUCGGUUUGCUCCACACUUGUUAAUCAGCUGUGCGAGGGUAACUUAAGCCGUGCUGUUGAGGAUUUGAACGAGAUCUUAGUGAGCAACUAGUUGCAUAUUCGGGGGCCAUGCAACUUCUCUCGCAACUGAUGCAACUCUUGCAGGAAAUACAGUUUACAUCUUUUCAGGGUGCAAAGAAGAGCGGACGGUGCCGAACUGGCAAUGCACUCGCAUACGGUUCUGAUCUUCUUCCUCUGCUUACUGGAAAGUCAUGGACUUCACUUUGAAUAAUGUGGUCAAAUUUGGAAGAGGGAAAAGCCGUGCUAGCGGUAAUAAGGGGUAGAUUUAUCUCAGGAAAGACAAAACCGGCUAUGAGCUUUGGAGCUGUUGUAGUAAGUGUAGCGCCCAAUCUCCUGCAACAGGCUCUCCCGGUAUGCGAGGAGUUUAGUACCACAUUAUGCGGACGGGAGGAACAGUAGUGAGGUGUAUUACGUAUUCAAUAAAUUGGACAAUUUGCAGAAUAUCAUGUUAGAGUUGGCUGGCGGUGUGCUACGAUUUGUCUCGAAGGUAUAAUUCUGCAGUUUGAUUUGAAUGUUUAAUUUUGGACCCUGAUUUAGUUUCUUGGCGAUCUUCUUGGGGCAUUCAAUCUGCUUAUGAUUUUUCGCCAAGCUGUUGCUGUCAGAUUUAUCUAUAAGUGGCAUCUGAUGGAGGUCUCAUGUCGUAAUAACAUCGAACAAUCAGGAUAGGAUAAAUCACUUUUUACAUGGAAUUUGGUAUUUCGACAAAACGGAGUUAUCAUGACUUCAAUACUAAUAUGCUGUAAAAGUGAUCUGUAUCUUCUUAUUGAGUACAAGUUCUGAAGUCUAUAACACGUAGCCAUAGAAAAUAUUUCUGAUGUGUAAAGAUUGUGGAGCACAAAUAAGAAGCCCUAGUUUGGAUAGAAAAAGAGUUCAUCUUUUGUUUGUUCACCUGAGACAUCCAUGCUAUUGCUUAUUAAUGGUUGCCUUACCAUUUUCACAUUGGCCUUAGGUCAAUCUGUGGUGUCCUUUUGUGCAAUUCCAGGCUAGUGCUUUUCUGUAAUUUGUUGGGCUUUAAGUCUAAGGUGUUGCUGUUACGUCUGAUA
This is a messenger RNA of Ananas comosus (pineapple), 2185 nucleotides long. RefSeq names its product pentatricopeptide repeat-containing protein At5g18950-like. The record is from RefSeq and is a predicted model, not a curated record. The transcript is spliced from 3 exons. The coding region runs from base 1 to 1173 and encodes 390 amino acids. Gene Ontology annotation, molecular function: protein binding. Lineage: Eukaryota; Viridiplantae; Streptophyta; Magnoliopsida; Poales; Bromeliaceae.